Misgurnus anguillicaudatus (oriental weatherfish) is the source of this 1669-nucleotide messenger RNA. Lineage: Eukaryota; Metazoa; Chordata; Actinopteri; Cypriniformes; Cobitidae. The record is from RefSeq and is a predicted model, not a curated record.
CAUUAUUUCUGUUAUAGGUCCUGUAAUUAAGAUUAUAUAAAAUGAUUGAUUAGGUUUCGGAAACAUCUGGCAACCAAAGUCUUCGCUUCGCCUCAUAGAGAGCAGAUGAUGGUUCGGGGUUGGGUUACAAUCGCCCAUCCUGAUCUUCAAAUAGCAGCCCGCAGCUCCACACAGUCGCUUGUGCCGGAGAAUUGAAACCGAAAUUCAACACCACCCGUUCCUACAGCCGCUAAAACGUGCUGCGAUUUCGGCCCGGUGUUUAUUUGGAGACUCACACGAUCUUCUAGCGUUUUCUAUAACUAACUGCACUAGUUAUCAGUUCAACCGGACGAAGUUGAACGCAUUUGAUUCAACUACUUUCCGGGUUCUUUAGUCUGUUUGUUGUUACAUUACCGUAUCAUCAUGCCUCAUAAGCGGCGAUCGCAGUCGUGGACGGAGCUGAAACAAGCCGGUAACGAGCGUUUCAAAGCCGGUCAGUAUGGAGAAGCUGCGUCUCUUUAUACCCAAUCCAUCGAGCUGCUGGAGAAGAAGUCUGGUCAGAAGAACAAGGAGGAUCUGAGUAUUUUGUAUUCAAACAGGGCAGCCAGUUACCUGAAAGACGGAAAGUGUAACGAAUGCAUUAAAGACUGUUCGACGUCACUUGAUUUGGUUCCUUUCGGAUUUAAAGCUCUGCUUCGCCGGGCAUCUGCGUACGAGGCCGUGGAGAGAUACCGGCUGGCUUAUGUGGAUUACAAAACAGUUUUACAGAUAGACUGGAACAUACCAGCUGCUCACGAUGGCGUCAACAGAAUGACCAAGGCUUUGACGGAUAUAGACGGACCAUCUUGGCGAGAAAAGCUUCCUCCCAUCCCCACCGUUCCAAUGUCAGUUAAAGAAAGUCUGGCACAGGCCGUAAGCUCCGCCCCCACCGCACAACAGAACGGUCUGAAUGAAAACAAGAAGAAAGUUCCAGGACCUGAAGCUGUUAAAAAAGCCAAAGUUUUAAAGGAGGAAGGCAACGCACUGGUGAAGAAAGGAGAGCACAAGAGAGCGACCGAGAAAUACACACAAUCUAUAAGUCAGGACCCAACAGAAGUCACAACCUACACAAACAGGGCUCUCUGCUAUCUGUCUUUAAAGAUGUUUAAAGAAGCAAUAAGUGAUUGUGAUGAGGCUCUUCAGUUGGAUUCCUCCAACAUCAAGGCAUUUUACCGACGUGCACAGGCAUACAAGGAGCUUAAAAACAAGAAAUCCUGUCUUGAAGAUCUCAAUAGCUUGCUCAAAAUUGAACCGGGCAAUGCGGCUGCACAAAAGCUACUACAGGAGGUGCAGAAGAUGAAAUAACCCCCUCGCUUGUGUACCAUAGUUCCUCUGGACAUUUAUCUUCUCAAUCCAGUUUAUUUGCCUCUCGAAACAUUUACAGCUGAUAAACACUGACACAAAUCAUUUGUGAAACUGGGUAUUAUUUGAUUACGAUAUAGAUUUUAAAAUAACACUUCUUAGGAUUUCGGUUUAUAAAGUCCACAUCAUGUGUUCAUUUGGUAAAGGUUGUUCUAGUUUUGUUGAAUUGUCCAUUAAUUAAAAUGUAGCUGGUUUUUAUUUUUAGGAUCUAAUAUACCUCAAAGGCUUAAGAUAUUCUGAAUCUUGAUAACAUUUUAUUUCCACUUCAUGUUGAUAAUAAUGUAAUUAU